Messenger RNA from Candida tropicalis MYA-3404, 1644 nucleotides. RefSeq names its product sugar porter family MFS transporter. Gene Ontology annotation, molecular function: carbohydrate:proton symporter activity. The coding region runs from base 1 to 1644 and encodes 547 amino acids. The record is from RefSeq and is a predicted model, not a curated record. Gene Ontology annotation, cellular component: plasma membrane. The transcript has a single exon. Gene Ontology annotation, biological process: carbohydrate transport; transmembrane transport. NCBI's taxonomy places the organism in Eukaryota, Fungi, Ascomycota, Pichiomycetes, Serinales, Debaryomycetaceae.
AUGUCUGCCUCCGAUUCUACAGAAGCAAACCAUAAUCUUGAGGACAAAUAUGAAAGUGCCCCAGAAGGAAUCGAUGCUGCUGCUGCUGAUUUAAAUGCCAAUCAACCAUGGCAUGCAUAUAUUGGUAUUAUUACCAUGUGUGUCCUUAUCGCUUUUGGUGGGUAUGUGUUUGGUUUUGAUACUGGUACUAUUCCAGGUUUCGUCAAUAUGACUGAUUUCCAAAGAAGAUUUGGUUCUCCUCGUGGUGAUGGUACUUACUACUUUUCUAAUGCUAGAACUGGUAUGAUGAUUGGUUUGUUCAAUGCUGGUUGUGCUAUUGGUGCUUUGUUUUUGUCUAAACUUGCUGAUUUAUAUGGUAGAAGAUUUGCCAUUAGUGUUUCUAUGCUUAUUUAUAUUUCUGGUGUUAUCGUUCAAAUCGCUGCUCAACACGCUUGGUACCAAGUCAUGAUUGGUAGAAUCGUUACUGGUGUCGCUGUUGGUACUUUAUCUGUUGUCUGUCCGUUGUUUAUUUCUGAAGUUUCUCCGAAACACUUGAGAGGUACUUUGGUUGUCUGUUUCCAAUUGAUGAUUACCUUGGGGAUCUUCUUGGGUUACUGUACUACUUACGGUACCAAGGUUUAUUCCGACUCUAGACAAUGGAGAGUUCCAUUGGGUUUGUGUUUCGCCUGGGCUUUAUUCUUGAUUGGAGGUAUGACUCGUAUGCCAGAAUCUCCACGUUAUCUUCUCAGUAAAGACAAGAUUGAUGAUGCCAGAAUUGCUCUUGCCAAGGUUAACAAAGCUUCCCCAGAAGACCCAGCUUUACUUGCUGAAUUACAAUUACUUCAAGCUGGUGUUGAAAGAGAAAGAUUAGCUGGUAGUGCUUCCUGGAUGACUUUAAUCAAAGGUAAACCAAGAAUCUUUGAAAGAGUCUUUGUCGGUGCCAUGUUACAAUCCUUACAACAAUUGACCGGUGAUAAUUAUUUCUUCUACUAUGCCACUAUGGUCUUUAAAGCUAUUGGUUUAGAUGAUUCCUUUGAAACUGCUAUCAUUAUUGGUGUUAUUAACUUUGCAUCCACUUUUGUUGGUAUCUUUGCCAUUGAAAAAUUGGGUAGAAGAUUGUGUUUGAUGCUUGGUUCAAUUGGUAUGUCUGCUUGUUUCUUGAUGUAUUCUUUGAUUGGUUCUCAACAUCUUUACUACCACGGUUCAAGUGGUGAAACCAGACACAGAGAUGGUAGAGCUAUGAUUUUUGUUACCUCCCUUUAUAUUUUCUGCUUUGCCUCAACCUGGGCUGGUGGUGUUUACUCCGUUAUUUCAGAAUUGUACCCAUUGAAGAUCAAGAGUAAGGCUAUGGGUGUUGCUAAUGCCUGUAAUUGGCUUUGGGGUUUCUUGAUUUCAUUCUUUACCUCCUUUAUCACUGAUGCUAUUCACUUCUACUACGGUUUCGUCUUUAUGGGUUGUUUGUUCUUCUCCAUUUUCUUUGUUUACUUUAUGGUCUACGAAACUAAAGGUCUUGACUUAGGUGCCGUUGAAGAAUUGUAUAAUGCAGGUAUUCCAGCUUGGAAAUCUGCUGGUUGGGUACCACCAACUGCUCAAGAAAUGUCUACUACUACUGGUUACGCUAGAGAUGCUAAGCCAGAAGAACAACAAAAUGAAGAACAAGUCUAG